AUGGGUAAGGAGUGGUAUUGGACUGGAAAAUCAUCCAAGAGAGGUGGAGGAGCUGAAGCAGAAACACCAACUUCUUCAGGUUGCAUGUGUGCCGUUUUUCACUUCUUUGAUUUCCACCCGUUUAACUUUCCUACCAUCAACCAACAACAGCAACAACAAGCCUCUUUCAAGCCACCAUCUUGCAUUUCAGAAGACUAUUCUACAGUCCCUAAAGGUGCUGAAGCACCUAGGAACAGCUUGGAAUCAGAAAAUGGUAAUGGUACAGUUUCAUCAAAAGAAGAUAAUUUUAAAAUCCCAAAGAAUAUCAUACAAAUUAAGACAAGUGGAAGCACAAGAACAAAUGGUGGGGGUGGUGGAAAUUUGAAUGAUAUAUCCUCAGAAAUCAGCAGCUCUCCAGGGAUAAAGACACCAACUUUGGUUGCAAGAUUAAUGGGUCUUGAUCUUCUUCCAAAUGCACACUCACCUACUUCUUCGUCUUCUUCUUCCUCUUCAUGUCUUUCCACUCCAAACCCACAAGGCAAUGUUCCUCAUCUGCACCACUUGAGACACAAGCAACACAUCCAAACCAAACCAAGAAACAGCAUAGACAGUAGUGACAUUGCAGCUUCUCGUUCCUUGCCUGAGACUCCUAGAAUAUCCUCUGCAAGAAGAUCGGAUGUUGAUUAUCAUCACAGACUUUCACUCCAAAUGAACAAGGAGAACAUGACCCUUGGUGAGGACUUGGAGCUUCCAAGGUUCUCAUUUUCGAAAAGGAAAUGUGAUGAGAACAAUAGUAGCAAGAGUCCAAGCCACUAUGCCAGACAGAUUGUGAAGCAGGUUAAGGAAAGUGUGAGUAGAAAAGUUGGGCAAGACAUCACCAACACUCUCAAAACAAGAGAAGAAUUUGUGGGCCAAUUAAGAAGCAAAAAAUCUCCCAAAACAUCAUUGAAAGCAAUUGAUGAGACUAGUCCAGGAAAACACUCAAACCCGUCUUCCUAUUCUCCAAGGCUUAGAUUCAUUGACACCAAUAAGCACAAACCGAGCACAACUACACCAUCACCACUCAACCCAAAGGAUCAAAACAUGCUGAAACUACCAUCAACUCCACACACUCAACCACAGCUUCCAAGAGUUUUUACAAAGCCAAAGCCUCAAGCAUUAUUGUCUGAGCAACAAGAGUCUCAUAACAAGAAAUCAGUCACAAAGUGUAAGAAGGUCACCAAUGAGAAGUUCAACUCAAGGCUCAAAAGGCCUCCACAGACAACAGACAUAAUCAGAAACAAGCAAGAAGAACCAUUUAUCAUUCGUCCAACAUCACCUACUACAAGAGUCAGUGACAUCAAAACUACCAAAAGCAAGAAAACUCAUCCACUGUCAAGCAAUCUUCUUAACAACAUCAACACUGUACCAAAUCUUCUCCCUGUCAAGAUAGAUCCUUCUCCUCCAGCAACCAAAAUCCCUUCAAAACAGUCACAGGCAUCUGAUACCCAAGAGUCCAAAAGCAUCUCACAGUUGUCUAGUUGUUCACGCCAGAGGUACAAACAAGAAAGAACAAGCACACUCGCCACCCGAGAAAGCACCAACACAUCAGAAAACAAACUUAACGGUGCCUCUAUCACCGGAACCAAACACCACACACCAGAAUUUCAGUACAUCACAGGAAUCCUUAACCGUACCACUACCCCAAACAAAGAGGGUACCCCCACAACAACAUUGUCCUUCAACCAAUGGUUUUCUCCAACUCAUCUACUAGACCCAUCAAUCUUCCACCACUUAGAACACCGCAACAACGACAAAAAUCGCAACUUUUCCUCAAAAAACGAACUGGGUCAACGUUGGAACCGAAGGUUGUUGUUUGAUUUGGUGGAUGAGGUGUUAAAGGAAAUUAUAAAGCCAAAAGGGAACCAAAAAAGGCUUUGGUUCUUGAAGGGUGUUUGCUACCAAGGAAGCGUUGAAGGGUUGAUAGAGAGAGUGUGGAAAAGGGUUGAGGAGUUCCCACGUGCCAAGUGUGAGGUUUUGGAAGAUAUUGAUGCGUUGAUUGAAGCACAAGACAUGGAAGAUGAAGAUGAAAAUGGAACUGAAGAAGAAGGAAAAGGAUUGGUGGCAGAGAUUGAAGGGAACAUAUGGGACACGUUAGUGCAUGAAACGGUUAUGGUUAUGCAUUUUUGUGGAAGUGUGGGAAGUGGGGUCCAUGUCUUUGCUUGA
Messenger RNA from Abrus precatorius (Indian licorice), 2184 nucleotides. RefSeq lists its product as uncharacterized. NCBI's taxonomy places the organism in Eukaryota, Viridiplantae, Streptophyta, Magnoliopsida, Fabales, Fabaceae. The transcript has 4 exons. The coding region runs from base 1 to 2184 and encodes 727 amino acids. The record is from RefSeq and is a predicted model, not a curated record.